Panicum hallii is the source of this 2712-nucleotide messenger RNA. Its product is annotated as protein indeterminate-domain 5, chloroplastic-like. The record is from RefSeq and is a predicted model, not a curated record. Gene Ontology annotation, molecular function: DNA-binding transcription factor activity. The transcript has 4 exons. The coding region runs from base 409 to 2196 and encodes 595 amino acids. NCBI's taxonomy places the organism in Eukaryota, Viridiplantae, Streptophyta, Magnoliopsida, Poales, Poaceae. Gene Ontology annotation, cellular component: nucleus.
CCUGGUGCGCAUAGGCCUUGGAAAGGGCACAGGGGAAAUUCCAGAAAUUGAUUUAUAGUGGAGCAUAUAAGUGUGUGGGAGAGGAAAGCAGCAGGAGAGAGGGAGAAGAGAGAGAAGGAAAAGUAUGACAAGGAAAUGAAGAAAGAAAUGAGACAACAACCUUCUUAGCCUCCUCCUCCGUCCUCUCUCCUCCACUGCUAUCCCCUCAGUCGCAAGAGCAAGCGAGAGGAGCAAGCAGUACUAGGGAGAGUGAGGUAUCGAGAAGAAACAAACUCCCUCGAUUUUUUUUUGUUAACGAAGGGGAAGGGCGAGGAACACUGCCAAUCCUAGCAACAGGCCAAAGCGACCGGGGAAGAGAAGCUCUCUUGGCGUGUUCGAGUUGGUGCGGCGGGCAUAAAUCGGGAGGCGAUGGCAUCGAAUUCAUCGGCGGCGGCGUUCUUCGGGAUUAGGGAUGGGGACCAGCAAGACCAGAUUAAGCCGCUGAUAUCGCCGCAGCAGCAGCAGCUGGCGGCGGCGCUGCCCGGUGCUGCCUCGAACGCUCCGGCGUCCGGCCAAGGCGCGCCGACGGCGGCGGCGCAGCCGCCGCCCAAGAAGAAGAGAACUUUGCCAGACCCUGACGCUGAGGUGAUCGCGCUGUCUCCCAAGACGCUGAUGGCGACGAACCGGUUCGUGUGCGAGGUGUGCAACAAGGGAUUCCAGCGGGAGCAGAACCUGCAGCUCCACCGGCGCGGGCACAACCUGCCGUGGAAGCUGAAGCAGAAGAACCCGCUGCAGGCGCAGCGCCGGCGCGUGUACCUGUGCCCGGAGCCGACGUGCGUCCACCACGACCCGUCCCGCGCCCUCGGCGACCUCACCGGCAUCAAGAAGCACUUCUGCCGCAAGCACGGCGAGAAGAAGUGGAAGUGCGACAAGUGCUCCAAGCGCUACGCCGUGCAGUCGGACUGGAAGGCGCACUCCAAGAUCUGCGGCACCCGCGAGUACCGCUGCGACUGCGGCACCCUCUUCUCCAGGAGGGACAGCUUCAUCACCCACCGGGCGUUCUGCGACGCGCUCGCGCAGGAGAGCGCGCGGCUGCCGCCGACGAGCCUCAGCAGCCUCACGGGCCACCUCUACGGCGCCACCAACGCGGGCAACAUGGCGCUCAGCCUGUCGCAGGUGGGCUCCCACCUCAACUCCACGCUCCAGGACGGCCACCACCACCACCACCACCACCCGUCCCCGGAGCUCCUGCGCCUCGGUGCCGCGGCCGGCGGCGGCGGCAGCAUCGCCGCGCGCCUCGACCACCUCCUGUCGCCCACCUCCGGCGCGUCCGCCUUCCGCCCGGCCCCGCAGGCCCCGCCGUCCUCGGCGGCCUUCUUCCUCAACGUGGCGGGGCAGGACUUUGGCGACGACGCGGGCAAUGGGCCCCACUCGUUCAUGCAGGGCAAGGCGUUCCAUGGACUCAUGCAGCUCCCCGACCUCCAAGGCAAUGGCGCUGGGGGCCCCGGCGGCUCAGCGCCAGGCCUCUUCAACCUGGGGUUCUUUGCUAACAAUGGCAACAGCUCGGGGUCGAGUCAUGAGCAUGCAAGCCAGGGGCUCAUGAACAAUGACCAGUUCAGCGGUGGGGCAGGCGGAGGUGGCGGCGGCGGCGGGGGUUCGGAGGCAUCGGCGGCGGGGAUUUUCGGCGGAAACUUUGUUGGUGGCGGAGACCAUGUCCCAACGCCGGGGCUCUACGGUGGUGAUCAGGCCACCAUGCUGCCGCAGAUGUCGGCAACCGCUCUGCUGCAGAAGGCCGCGCAGAUGGGCGCCACGUCGAGCCCCAACGGCGCGGCCUCCAUGUUCCGUGGCUUCGUCGGCUCUUCCCCUCACGGGCGGCCGGCGACGCCGCACAUGGAGCAGAGCGAGGCGAACCUGAACGACCUGAUGAACUCGCUCGCUGGAGGCGGCGUCAGCGCCGCGGGGAUGUUCGGUGGCAGCAACGGCGGCGGCGGUGGAGCGGGGAUGUUUGAUCCGAGGCAGCUGUGCGACAUGGAGCACGAGGUGAAGUUCGGGCAGGGCGGCGGCGAUAUGACGCGGGACUUCCUCGGCGUGGGCGGAGGCGGCAUCGUGCGCGGGAUUUCGACGCCGAGAGCAGACCACCAAAGCAGCAGCGACAUGAGCUCACUGGAGGCCGAGAUGAAGUCGGCCUCGUCCUUCAACGGGGGCAGGAUGCCAUGACCGACCCAUCGAGAUUUUACAAGGCAUGAUGAGCUCGCAUAGUAAGCCAUGAAAGACUUUGAUCAAGCGGAACCAAUGAGAGGAGUAAUCAAGGUUCGUUAUAUAGCGUAGUGGCAAGUUAGAACCUGAGUCGCAUGAGUGAGUUCAUGCAUGGGAUGAAGAUUUCGUCAUCUGAAGGGACCUUGGGUGAGAGAGAGAAAGAGGCGUCUUCUCUGACUAAUGGAGUAAGCUAGUGCGAGUUGGACGCAUGUGAUGACCCCCUUGCUCGUGGUGGGGGUUGGUUCUUGUUCUUGUUGGUUUUCCCUUCCGUGUAGUUGGAUAAUCUUUGUUGGAUUAAGUAUAGCUUCUCGUGAUAGAACCAAUAAGGAUGCUUGUAGCUAGCUUAAUGGGGGAGAUGUGGAGCUUAAAUUUGCUCCACUCCCAAGCUUCUGUUGCUUUUGGUUACCUUUUCUCUCUUGUAGCAAAACAAUAUUCCCCUUACAAUGCCAUUAAUCAUGCUAGCUCAAAUUCAUCCUG